Nanorana parkeri is the source of this 1468-nucleotide messenger RNA. It is a transcript of the gene HSDL2, whose product is annotated as hydroxysteroid dehydrogenase like 2. The record is from RefSeq and is a predicted model, not a curated record. Lineage: Eukaryota; Metazoa; Chordata; Amphibia; Anura; Dicroglossidae. Bases 93 to 1403 code for a protein of 436 amino acids. The transcript is spliced from 12 exons. Gene Ontology annotation, cellular component: mitochondrion.
CCAUUGGUGGAGACGUAGCACACUUGUUCCCCUGUGAGCAGCCUCGUGGGUGUGAUUAUUCGGUCAGUCAAUCUGGAAUUAGGUGACCGGUCAUGAUACCCAGGCUUACUGCAGCAACCAGCUCCCUCAGCUAUUGCAGACUUGGAAGAAGUUUGAGCUCAUACACGGGCACCAUGCUGCCAAACUCAGGGAGACUUGCUGGAUGUACUAUCUUCAUCACUGGUGCCAGCCGUGGUAUUGGAAAAGCAAUUGCUCUGAAAGCUGCAAGAGAUGGUGCCAAUGUGGUGAUAGCAGCAAAGACUGCAGAACCUCACCCUAAACUUCCAGGGACAAUAUAUACUGCAGCUGAAGAAAUUGAAGCUGUUGGUGGAAAGGCCUUGCCUUGCAUUGUUGAUGUGAGAGAUGAAAAACAGAUCAGUGAAGCUGUGGAAAAAGCAGUGAGCACAUUUGGAGGUAUAGACAUCUUGGUAAACAAUGCCAGUGCAAUCAGUUUGACUAAUACUGUAGACACUUCAAUGAAGAAAGUUGACCUUAUGAUGGGCAUUAACACUAGAGGAACGUAUCUCACGUCAAAAUUAUGCAUCCCAUACUUAAAAAGAAGUAAAGUGGCACACAUUCUAAACCUCAGUCCUCCACUCAACUUGAAUCCAAUUUGGUUUAAGAAUCACUGUGCAUAUACCAUUGCAAAGUAUGGGAUGUCUAUGUGUGUUUUGGGGAUGGCUGAGGAAUUAAGAGGAGAAAUUGCCGUCAACGCUUUGUGGCCUAGAACAGCUAUACAUACAGCUGCUAUGGAUCUGCUGGGAGGAUCCGGGGUGGAAAAGCAGUGCAGAACUGCUGACAUAAUGGCUGAUGCUGCAUACUCCAUCUUCACAAAGCCCAAGAGCUACACUGGAAACUUUGUAAUUGAUGAGGAGCUACUGAAGACUGAAGGAAUAAAGGAUUUUGAUGUCUACGCAGUGUCUCCAGGGCAUCCUUUGCUUCCUGACUUUUUCUUAGAUGAAAACCCAGAUGUUGUCACCAGUAAAUUGGAGGAACUGGGUGGGAAAGGAACCACAUCAAAAGCCCAAAGUCUAGUAGAGGAUACAUUUAAAGCCAUUGGCAAAUCAGUCAAUGAAGAUGCUGUAAAGUCCGUUCAAGGCAUCUAUCAAUUCAUACUUUCAGGUGCAGAACAAGGCACUUGGUAUUUGGACCUGAAAACUGACAAGGGUUCAGUUGGAAAAGGGGAACCAUCUGUAAAAGCUGAUGUAGUGAUGAGUUUGGACAGUGAUGACUUUGUGAAAAUGUUUACAGGUAAACUAAAGCCAACAAUGGCAUUCAUGGGAGGAAAGCUGAAGAUCAAAGGCAAUAUGGCUCUAGCAAUGAAAUUGGAGGUGCUCUUGGGCCGACUAACUUCCAAGCUGUGAUUUCAGAAACAUCCAAAAUAUUUGAAGACAUAAUCUUGAAGCCUGAAAAAGGAUCUGCUCACACA